Xylaria bambusicola is the source of this 1867-nucleotide messenger RNA. RefSeq lists its product as uncharacterized. The record is from RefSeq and is a predicted model, not a curated record. NCBI's taxonomy places the organism in Eukaryota, Fungi, Ascomycota, Sordariomycetes, Xylariales, Xylariaceae. The coding region runs from base 209 to 1690 and encodes 493 amino acids. The transcript is spliced from 7 exons.
UGUGCUGAUGCCCAUUGCAAUGCGUGUAUUUCUCCAACUACUGCAGAACGCCCAAUGAUCGUCAAAAUACCCCGCUAUUGCGGCAGGCAGAUAUGACGGGGUAAUGCAUCAGCUCUCCUUCUUAUGACUAUAGCUAUAUUCCGUGAGAGGAACUCGAUUCCGAAGAAAUUGUAUCAAAAGACUAUUUUGACUUCUAUGAACUAUCAUAAUGGAUUGGUUACGCUCAGAUAACAGUCUGUGGGACAAGAAUAUGGAUAUUAUGGACUUCAUACCAGCCGAGAGUACGGUCUUAGUAGUCGCAAAACAAGCAAAAACCGAGCUGCAUGCACAGGACUAUCCUUUAAAAUCCGAGGAGGACUGGGAAGACUGGCUUAACCAACAUCAUCAUCAACCUAACGCGCAGAAUGCGACGACUAUCAAAUUGAUACUCGGCGCGAGGGCUGAUACAGGGGCCUUCGAUCCUGCUGUACUGUCAUAUCUACCCUUUUCAGAGGGCACAUUCCAGAAACUGAUAAAGGAAUUCAAAAUCCAUGGAACAAUUGCGAGAACCAUAAAUCGUAACACCAGUUGCGCGUUUAUUAGGAAAUUCCACUGUUGGGAUUCUCCCACUGAACGAUCACUAGUAUACAAUUGCAGGUCCAACGCGUCGUGGGAAGGCGACCUGGGCCUGUCCGUGACCUUUACCCCUCGCACUAUGACCACUCACGCCGUUAUGUAUGGCUGUGAUGCCGAAACCACAGAGGAAAUAGUGAGGCGCUUAUCAGGCUCCGACUUACCUUCGCUUCAUCCCAUGGUCCUCGUAGUUCUCUUCGCGGAGCUUGAAAGGGACAGGUUAGACAGACUUGUGAGAAACAAGAUCAGCCGGCUCAUUCAACAAAUCAUCAGAAUCUCGGACAACAACAACUUUACCCAGACUACAGAUGAUAAGACCAUGCCACCACUCUCUCCCUCUUUAGCAACAUCGAUCAAAGACUGGCUAGAGAUGGGAGAUCUACGCAAUGGACUACAGGCAUUCAAGCGUAAAAUGUGUGACAUGACAGAACACAUCGACGAAUUUCAAGACAGGCUACUCAAUCCUAAAAGAGACAAAUCUGGCUUCGCUGCCAGCUUAGACCCGGACACGCUCGAGGGGCUCAGAGAGACAGGCACGAAGAUGAAAGAGCGUCUCAAGCAUCUCAUCGACGAGUUCGACGAGCACAUCCGAAAAUGCGCGAACAUCAUCGAAGGCGUAGGACUCGCAUCCCAACUAGAAUGGAACCAGAUAGGCCGCAAGGACACAUUCACGAACCUGCAAAUCGCGCACAACGGGCUGAAGGUAGCGCAGCACACGCGCCGAGACAGCGAGUUGAUGAAGUCCAUUGCGCUGCUGACCAUGGUGUUUCUCCCGGCUACAUUCGUGGCGACGCUCUUCUCAAUGGGGAUAUUCUCCUGGAAAGGCCCGCGCGGCGAAAUCCUAAGCGUGAGCCCGUGGAUAUGGCUAUACGUCGCCGUCACGGUGGCCAUCACCUCCGUGACGCUGGGGACGUGGUAUCUGUGGGUGAUGCGGCGACGUCGUCGCGCCGCGUCUCAUAACGAUGAUAACGACAAUAACGACAAAGUUGAAGAAGAUCUCGAGGCGCAGAUACAGUCUGCGCCGAGUGAGAAGGGGACGUUUAGGUCUAGUACGACUGCUUUUACGCAGACUUCGUAGGCGGGAAGGGGAAAGGAAUGCGCGAGGGGUCUGGGAGGUAGAAUAGGACGGCGUGCGGCGGGGUAGGUUAUGUUUUUCUUUUUUUUUCUUGACCUGGUUCGGGUCUUUUAUCUGCUAUUAGGUAUGUGUGUUUUGACACGGCGGUCUCACGACGAUCCAGGGCUUGGCGGCGAGGUA